AUGAAUGAUGGGGUUCAGGUUAAGGAUUGGAUUGCUAGCUGGUUCUCUAGCAAUAAUAGUUGUAGUCCAAGUCAUCUGAAGUUUAUCACAUUAGUUAGCUUUGCUCUUUGGCACAUAUGGAAACUCAGACGUGCAGUUGUUUUUGAUGGUGCUUCUGUUAAUGUCACAAAUUUUACUAGAUCAGUGACUAAAGAAAUAGUUGAAUGUGAGACCAAUAUGCUUAAGCAAGUUAACUUAGGAAAAAGGAAUAGACAAUUAAGGACUCAUACAUCUUGGAGUUUGCCAGAGUGUGGAUACCAAAAAAUUAACUUUGAUGCAUCUUUUCUAAAAGAGAAUAAUACAAUGGGUAUUGGACUAAUAAGUUCUUCUCAUGCAGGGACAUGUGGGGGUGCAAUUUCAAAAGCUAGACUAGCACAAGAUGAGGACUGA
Molecule: messenger RNA, 429 nt
Organism: Papaver somniferum (opium poppy)
Lineage: Eukaryota; Viridiplantae; Streptophyta; Magnoliopsida; Ranunculales; Papaveraceae
Exons: 1
Coding region: 1-429 (142 amino acids)
Source: RefSeq, a predicted model, not a curated record